GGUUUUUUUUUUUUAUAACAAAAAUACUAAUUUUAUUACUUGUGAGUUGUAACUGAUCAUGAGAAAGGAAACAAUUUCCUUAUAAAUUUUUAUAUUUGUUUCUAUUUAUUAUUUUUCACCAAAGUGAACUUUUUAGGGAGAUAUAAAAGCGAAAUUUAUUUGCAGAGAGAGACCUGACCGUUGGGUGGGAAGAAGAAGAAACAAACCAGCGACGGCGACCCAGAACAACAUUCAAUCAAUAAUCCCAUACCCCAUUUUCAAAUUUGAAGUUUGGGUUCUUGAUAACUGGACUCAAUCUAUACUAAAAUACCUCUUCUUUCAGCCUCUCUCUUUCUCUCUAUAUAUGUAUACGUACUCUGCCAAGAUAUGAUUUGUUGAAGUUAUUGCUUAGGUCAACCAGGAUUAAUUUCGGGUUCAAAAAGAAUGCCAUACUUGUGCUGCAUUAUUUGUUUAGAUCCUCAGAAAUUCAAUUCCCAAACUGUGAGCUCUGAAGGUGCACAGCUUACCAUUUGAGGCUCAUCUUCCCACUUAGGCAUUCACCUUCUUUAUUAGUCUAAACAAGAGAUCAAUAUGCGUGGAACUGGAAAGAAAGCAGGACAUCAGGAAUCUGGAAAGUCUUGCUUUCCUAAAAGAAAUAUCGGGCCUAAGCUGAAUGCAGCAUUGCAGAUUAAAAAUGGUAGUAAAAUAUCUCAGACCAGGAAAUGCAAGCCAAAAUCAAAAUCUCAUGCAAAGACAAUUGGUGCAAUCCUGUCUAAGAGAACAACUACUGGCUCUCCAAGCAAGGGAAGCAGGAGUGGAUCCACAACCAGAAAACUGAUUCACAAGAAAACCCUGCAUAAAGCCAUUGAUACUGAGUCUUCCAAGAAGGAGUCUUCAUCAAAGCUUAAAGGUGAGAAGCCCCCACAAAUUAGCACAAACAAAAAUGGGGAAACUGUGGACAAAAAUGUUAAACCUCAAAAAUUAAAGAAAAGAGGAAAGCGGAAGCGGCGAAAGGAUAAUUCAGAGCUAGAUGAAGCUUCUCGCUUGCAAAGAAGAACCAGGUACCUCUUGAUCAAAAUGAAACUGGAGCAGAAUCUUAUUGAUGCUUACUCUGGGGAAGGUUGGAAAGGUCAUAGUCGAGAAAAGAUCAGGCCAGAGAAGGAACUACAAAGAGCUACGAAGCAAAUAUUGAAAUGUAAACUUGGGAUCCGUGAUGCAAUUCGCCAGCUGGAGUCACUGAGCUCCAUAGGAUGUAUUGAAGAUACUGCAAUUGCUUCAGAUGGAUCUGUUUAUCAUGAACACAUAAUCUGUGCAAAGUGCAAGUUGCGGGAGGCUUUCCCAGAUAAUGAUAUUAUACUCUGUGAUGGGACGUGCAAUUGUGCUUUCCACCAGAAAUGUCUUGAUCCUCCAUUGGAAACUGAAAAUAUUCCUCCGGGAGACCAAGGUUGGUUUUGCAAGUUCUGCGAGUGUAAGAUGGAAAUACUAGAAGCAAUGAAUGCACAUCUUGGAACCCGCUUCUCUGUGGACAGUACUUGGCAGGAUAUUUUCAAAGAAGAAGCUGCUUUGCCUGAUGGUGGGAGUGCACUGCCCUAUCCAGAGGAAGAUUGGCCUUCUGAUGAUUCACAAGAUCAUGAUUAUGAUCCUGAAAGAAAUGAAAAUAGCUGCAGCAUCAGCACUGCUGGCACUGAAGGAAAUGCUUCAGAUGAUACAAAUAGUUCUUUAAGCUUGAGUUGGUCGUUUGAAGACGAAAUCCUUUCUGGAUCCAAAAGAUCAGGGAUUAUCAGUGCAGAUUCUGAUGAAACAUCUGAUUGUGAAAUCAUAAGUGGUCGUAGGCAACGAAGAGCUGUUGAUUAUAGAAAGUUAUAUGAUGAAAUGUUUGGAAAGGAUGCUCAUGCAAAUGAACAAGUUAGUGAAGAUGAAGACUGGGGUCCUGCUAACAAAAGGCGGAGAGAAAAGGAGUCUGAUGCAGCCAGCACCCUCAUAACUCUAUAUGAAGGUGAGAAAAAGUUACCUAAUGUGGAAACCAUGGAAGCCAAACAAAAAAUUUCUUCAGAUCCACAAACUAAAAGGCCAUUUUCCAGAAUUCCACUUGAUGCGGUUGAGAAGCUUCGCCAAGCAUUUGGGGAGAAUGAACUUCCCUCUAGAGAUGUGAGGGAGAAUCUUGCAAAGCAGUUGGGUCUUGAUUAUGAGAAGGUGAACAAAUGGUUCAAAAAUGCACGAUAUAUAGCGCUAAAAACAAGAAAGGCAGAAAGAGCAAAACAACUUCAGACUUCUCCCAGAAUCUCCAAGGAAUCCAGAUCAGAAAUCGUGAAGGACAAAACUGUUGAUCUAGUGGCAUCAAGGGAUAACUCAUCAGCAUCACUGGUCCGUGCACUAAAGAAUUUGAAAAAGGUGCGGAGGAGAAAAAAUCCAAAGCCAAUAAUAACCAGCCCUGUAAAGAAAAAGCAUCAUAGAAGGGCUUUACUUGAGUCACCUACAAAUGACAAGGUUACUAUGGAGUUUGACGAUGAUGUGAGCUUGAAGAAACAACUGAAGCUUUUGAAAGAAAAAAGUAAGAGGGACAAGCAAAGGGUCGACUUCAAGGAGGGAACUGGUGUACAAGAUGCAGAGAAGGAGAUGGAGAGACUCUGCCAAAUUAAGGAUAAGAUAGAGAAGUUGAAGCAGGUAAUACUGAGACUUCAAUGUGACAAAACUAAUCAAUGGCAAGACCAGUCAGUGAUCUAUGUUCCUGUGGCAGAGCUAAGGGAGAAAGGUCGAUUUUGCAUCACAUCUUGAUUAUUGCAAAGCAUUUUUAUUUUUAUUCUUGCAUUUCUGCAUAUGGUAAAGAAACGGAAAACCCGUCUUUUUUGACAUAUAUAUAUACACAUAUAUUGAAGUUGUUCUUUGUGCAGA
Messenger RNA from Vitis vinifera (wine grape), 2871 nucleotides. RefSeq names its product pathogenesis-related homeodomain protein. The record is from RefSeq and is a predicted model, not a curated record. Bases 571 to 2754 code for a protein of 727 amino acids. The transcript is spliced from 12 exons. Gene Ontology annotation, biological process: chromatin organization; regulation of DNA-templated transcription. NCBI's taxonomy places the organism in Eukaryota, Viridiplantae, Streptophyta, Magnoliopsida, Vitales, Vitaceae. Gene Ontology annotation, molecular function: DNA binding; chromatin binding. Gene Ontology annotation, cellular component: nucleus.